Sitodiplosis mosellana (orange wheat blossom midge) is the source of this 1258-nucleotide messenger RNA. Its product is annotated as glyoxylate reductase/hydroxypyruvate reductase-like. Gene Ontology annotation, molecular function: glyoxylate reductase (NADPH) activity; hydroxypyruvate reductase [NAD(P)H] activity; hydroxypyruvate reductase (NADH) activity. Gene Ontology annotation, cellular component: cytosol. The record is from RefSeq and is a predicted model, not a curated record. Lineage: Eukaryota; Metazoa; Arthropoda; Insecta; Diptera; Cecidomyiidae. The transcript has 6 exons. Bases 52 to 1056 code for a protein of 334 amino acids.
AAGGAUUUCGUUUUUUUCAUUUCUAACAUUUCAUUCAAAGUAGUAGGCACAAUGUGGGGUGCAAUACGAACGAUAAUGACUGAUGCACAACGUCGUCCAACAGUUUUAAUUACAAAUCCGAAAACACCAGCCGCCGGCAUUCAAUUACUACGUGAAAAAUGUGAUGUGAUCAUUUGUGAAGGUCAACCGAAUUCAACGCGGGAAGAAAUUUUGAGCAAAUCGGCGGGUGUCGAUGGGAUUUUGUGGACACAUUAUCAUCAUCUGAAUGCUGAGGCAUUAGAUCGUGCUGGACCGCAAUUGAAGGCGAUCUCAGUGUCUUCGGCUGGAUUGGAUCACGUUGAUAUAAAUGAAGUUAAAAAGCGCAAUAUUCCACUCGGCUAUUUACCACACAUAUCAAAUGAUGCCGUUGCUGAUUUCACGGUUGCAUUGACAAUUUCCGCAGCUCGUCGAUUCCAUGAAGCCUUUUUGAAAAUUAUCAACAAUCAAUGGGACCGGUACAAUCCACAAUGGAUGCUCGGACAAGAUCUUAAAGGAUCAACGGUCGGAAUCGUUGGGUUGGGUGGCAUCGGUCAAAAAAUCGCCAAACGACUCAAAGCCUUCGAAAUUGGUUCCAUUCUGUACACUGGUCAUCGUGAGAAGGAAGAAGGUAAACAACUUGGUGCAACAUUUGUCUCGUUCGAUGAUCUACUAACUCGAUCGGAUUUUGUAAUUGUUGUAUGCCCCUUGAACAAUGAAACUCGCAAUCUAUUCAAUAAGGCGGCGUUUGCCAAAAUGAAAUCAACUUCGGUGUUUAUCAAUGUGUCGCGUGGAGGCGUCGUUGUUCAAGAUGAUUUGGUUGAAGCACUGAAGAAUGGUACCAUUUUUUCGGCCGGUCUCGAUGUCAUGACCCCAGAACCACUUCCACCAGAUCAUAUUCUUACGAAACUUCCAAACUGCGUAUUGAUUCCACAUUUAGCAUCGGCAACCAAAAAGACCAGAGACGAAAUGGCCAUAUUAGCUGCUCAAAAUAUUCUGAAUGGCAUCGAAGGAAAACCACUCAUUUAUUCCGCUUAUUGAUUCAAUUGGAAUUUUCUCUUUUCGAUGGUGCGUACAUUUUCAGCAGUAGGCCUUGCAUCACAUCCAACCGAGAUCGAUGUAUCCCUUAUAAAAUAAAUCUGCCAACUCCGUCUUGCUGAAAAUAAGUAUAGUAUUUUAUCAAAAAAUUAGUAGUGUGUUCGAAAAAUCAGUACGAAAAUCCAGUAUGUUCCAAAACACGUUU